AUGUCCCCGAGUCACGGCCAUCUGAUACGGGUGUUGGUCGGGUCCCUUUUACUCCAACUGUGCGAUGCCAUCAAGGCCAAGGGGAGUCUGCCAGCAAUAAUUGAGGUAAUAUAACACUAGAGCUGGGCCUCAAAUAGUGAUUACGUAAUCGAGUAUUAAGGGCGAGCUGAGAUUUGACUAAAAUUUAAAAACACCGUUCACCAUUGAAAAAAUAAUUGAUGACUAUGCAUAAAAUUGCAAUCUAAAAAAAUUAAGCAUAAAAUUGCAGGUAAAUGCAGCAAAGGGUCAUCCAAACCCGAUCCCAACCUCGUUACAACCCUUAAAGCUAUGGUGUCAGGCUAUUGAUGAUCAAGGCCGACCUCUUCCCCUGAUUUCUGCUCAAUUUCGAUCAAAAAGUAAUGCGUAUCCAGCCACUUUGAGUCCCGACAAAACUAAUGCCAGCAUCUCGAUAGAAGCCGCUCAAUCUUCAGAAGCCGGCAAAUGGAGUUGCGAUCUUCACUCUGGCUAUGGAAAUAUCACGGGAAUCAUUGAUGUGUUCGGUAAGUUCACCAUUAAUUUAAUGAAGAUUAAUAAAUUUAGUGAGACCAGUCAUAAAACACAAUGGAAAUGUCCGAGUUGAUGAAAAGGAUGGCUCAAAGUUCUACUUGGAAAUCAGCGGCCAUACAGUGACAGUGGGUGAUAAUGUCACCUUAUUCUGUCCGGUUUACGGUCAUCCACCACCAGUUGUUUCGUGGAGAAAGGGGGGCAAAAUUAUACCUGUAAGUGAUCUGAUUCAUUGAACAAGCUAAAAAGCUUUAAUUACUCAUGUUUUUGGUGCAUUGAUGUAGGCGUUUCGUCGGGGAUCAUUCGGAAAACAAAACAAAUCGGCCUUGGAUCUGAUCUCUCGGUUCGAAAUGACAUAACAAAAAGGGCUGACGUUUUUUGAAAACAGGAAGUAGUUGGCCAUGAGGACUACAUAGAAAUCGGAUAUGCGGUACAAACAAUAACGCAACAAUCGUAGUUGUAAAUGCUCAUACAUCUGAUAUGAACAACAAUUGGUUUCUACAGUAACCUUCCUUUAGGCAUCCCCAUCCAACUCGUAUGCUCUUAUAUUCCCCUCAACGACAGAUGCAGAUGAAGGUGUAUACACGUGUGUGGGCACCAAUACUAUCCAUCAGAAUGGUCGGCCGAAACAACAUUCAGUCACCAUUGAUCAACAUCUUCGGAUCAAGAGUAAACUGGCAUGGUUGGUGCCUUUCCUGAUCAUCCUGGCUAUCUUGAUCACUCUGGCCGCAGUCAUCAUUUUUUGUGAAUGCCGGAGGAAGAAACAAACCAGGGAACUCAAACCUCAAGAAGACGACUAG
Molecule: messenger RNA, 1343 nt
Organism: Bursaphelenchus xylophilus (pine wood nematode)
Lineage: Eukaryota; Metazoa; Nematoda; Chromadorea; Rhabditida; Aphelenchoididae
Source: the annotation of a GenBank genome assembly